AUGGCGACCCAAGUACAAGCCCUAUAUGACUUCUCAGGUGAGCCAGGCACAACUGAAAUGUCAAUUACUAGUGGAGAAGUUUUGACCCUCAUAAAUACGGAGAUUGGUGAAGGAUGGUGGGAAGGAAGGAAUUCUAAAGGAGAAACUGGACUAUUUCCAGCUGCAUAUGUAAGAAAAAUGACCCAAGAUGAGUCUGCUCCUACUAAGAUGGCACCUGCAGCACCAAGAUAUGACCAAGCAGCUGAUGAUUGGGGAGAUCAACAAUAUAGUGCAGGUGAUAGUAACUACCAAAGAGGAGCAUCAAAUGAAGAUGGUUGGGAUGACGAUUGGGAUGAUGACACUUAUUCAGAAAUAGGACCUGGUCCACAACAAAAUAAAGCACCAUUAAAUCCACAACCACUAGCACCAUUGCCCGGUAUGCCUAUUAGUGAUUAUAAUCAGCAUAUUGAAGACACUGCAUCCACAUUCUCAUCUGUGGGGACGGUCAGAAAAAGUAAGUUUGCUCCAUCUUCAAAAGUAAGUGGUGAAAGUUAUCUGCUUGGUACUUUAAAUGUUGAAGUGUCAGAUUCUGAAAAAGUGUAUAUUGUUCAAGAUGAAGAUGGCUACUCUUGGGCUCCAAUUUCUCAACCUUAUCAUGUUACUGUAGCAUCUCCUAAAAAAGAAUCUAAGUUCAAAGGAAUUAAAAGCUUUAUUGCAUAUCAGUUAACACCGUCUUUUAAUAAUAUUCAAGUCUCUCGGAGAUAUAAACAUUUUGAUUGGCUCCAUGAGCGUUUACAAGAAAAGUUCACAUUGAUACCAAUACCACCACUACCAGAUAAACAAAUAUCUGGGAGAUAUGAUGAACAAUUAAUUGAACGCAGAAGAGUUCAGCUGCAGGAAUUUGUUGAUUGGAUGUGUAAACACCCUGUUCUAUCAAAAUCUGAAGUAUGGCAACAUUUUCUCACAUGCACUGAUGAAAAACGCUGGAAAGCAGGAAAACGACAAGCUGAAAGAGAUAACCUACUUGGAUUAAAUUAUUGUGUUUCACUAGUUGUACCUGAAAAGGCUUUAUUGCAUUCACAAGUUGAGGUUGUUACUGAACAAUGCUAUACCUUUAUAGGCAGUAUGGAUUCAUCUGUCAAAUUACUUACGAAUAUGUGUCUUGCACAAACUAAGAGAUUCCAAGGACCAUACAAAACUGAUUGUCAAAAGACGGGAGAGGCAUUUUAUAAUCUAGGCAAUGCUUUGAGUUUAGACGAGGGAACCAUAGUAUCUACAUCAAAACUUACCUCUGCCAUUAAAAUGACUGGAGGUGCUUAUAUUGAAAUCGGUAAAAUGUAUGAGGAUCAACCUAAAUAUGAUUUUGAACCUUUAGGCGAUAAAUUUCACUUAUAUAAAGGAAUUGUGGGUUCAUUCCCUGAUUCUCUAGGUAACCACAAAGCUGCAGUACAAAAGAAACGUGAAUGUGAAAGGUUGACAAAUGAACAGAAAAUGGAAAUAGCCCAAUUAAAUGAGAUUAAGAGACGAACUGAUGUCAUUUCAUAUGCCCUGCUUGCCGAAAUUAAUCAUUUCAAAACUCAGAGAACAGUUGAUAUAAAAGCCACCAUGCAGAAAUUCUUAAAACAGCAGAUUACAUUUUAUAAAAAAAUCGUAGAUAAACUAGAAGGUGCGCUGCACCAAUAUGAUGAUUAA
Pieris macdunnoughi is the source of this 1671-nucleotide messenger RNA. NCBI's taxonomy places the organism in Eukaryota, Metazoa, Arthropoda, Insecta, Lepidoptera, Pieridae. The record is from the annotation of a GenBank genome assembly.